GGAGGGAGGUAGGUAUGUAGGCAUUCGUCGGUAAGGUCUGCGUCUGCGGCAUGGUCGAUGCUCCUUUUUCCGGCUGAGACCGGCGUCCAUCUUCCCCGUUCGUCACAGCACGGUGCGCGUCUUCCACGUCGUCCUCGCCUUGCCAGGGAAAGUCGGCGCCAUCGUGAGAGAAGCGCGAGCCCAGGGUUGCCGAGGCUUCCGCAGGAGCACACGACGAGAGCACGGAAAGGACGCAGAGCACCAGGGACGAUGGCGGACGCACCUCUACCGUCACGAGGCUCCGGGUUUCGGGGACGUGGCGGACCCAGCAGCAGCGGUCCGAUGCGCGGACGCAGCGGCUUCGAGCGCGGAAGAGGAGGCCCACCAAGAGGCAUGAUGCGUGGUCGUGGAGGACCUGGUGGAAUGCGAGGAGGACCACCUGGCAUGAGAGGCCGGGGGGGCCCACCAAGUAGAGGACGCGGUGGACAUUUCUCCUCUGGAGGACCACCAGAUUCAUCGAGCAGUGGAGGUGGUGGUCUAGGAGGAUCGUCGAGGGGAAGAGGAGGAUCAGGAGGCUUCAGAGGUAGAGCUCGUGGAGAUUUCAACCGUGCUGGAGGAAGUAGUAGCUUCAGAGGUCGUGGGGGACCUGGAGGUGACAGAGGUCGAGGUGGAAGAAGGGGCGGUGGACCACGUGGUGGACCAGGUAGUGGUCGCGGCGGCUUUGAUCGAGGUGGUCGUGGUAGUUCCGGCGGAGCCGGUGGUCGGGGCGGACCGCAAAAACGCGGUGGAGGACCACCAGGAGCCAGUGGCCCACCCAAGAGGCCAAGGUUCGAUGCACCCCCAGCACCACCAGCUAACGGUUACGUGACGCAAGCACCGGCACCGGGGUACGGAAGUGCGGGUAAUGGCUACUCUGCUGCAGCACCACCGACAAGUGGAUAUGGUGGAGGUUAUCCUCAGCAAGGCUAUGCCCAAGGAUACCAAGGCUACGAAAGCUAUCAACAGCCACCCGAUUAUGCACAGUCAGCGGGGUACGCGACGGCUGCGCCACCAGACAGUAGAUAUGGGGCACCACCAGUUGCUGGCUCUGGUUAUGCAGAUCCUUAUGGCUACAAAGCACCAGCUGCAGAUUAUGCGGGCCAAGAAGGUGUUUAUGGAAAGCAGGACUACGGUAAGUACCGAUAUUGAAACGAAGAGAAAAAAUAUAACUUCGCGUCAAUCAAUACCCUCUGAUUACUGUAGUGCGUAAUUCUGUUUAGAAUAUGAUACCUCUAUUUACUUGCAAAAAAAAGCGUUAAUUAUAUUAAAUAACAUAUGCAGAAUUGCUUACACAGUGUCAAUUUACUUGGGACAGUCAUAAAAUAGGUCUGUGUUAGAUGUAUACAAAAGAAAGGUAGUUGUCUUAUGGGAAAAAAAAAAAAAAAAAAAAAAAAUAAAA
Molecule: messenger RNA, 1417 nt
Organism: Ceratosolen solmsi marchali
Lineage: Eukaryota; Metazoa; Arthropoda; Insecta; Hymenoptera; Agaonidae
Product: glycine-rich protein DOT1
Exons: 7
Coding region: 58-1167 (369 amino acids)
Source: RefSeq, a predicted model, not a curated record